UUGUGGUUUCGUGUACAUGAAUAUGCCUAUGUUUUUGAAGAAUAGUCACGCUACGAUUUAACCAAGAACGAUUGGAAAUCAAUAGCAGGCUGGUCUCAGACCACGUCAAGUUUGCGCAUAAGAUGGCUAGUAUCAGUGAGAUAUGUGAGAGUACGCGGAUGGCCCGUGAGAUGGCUCUGUUGGGCAACUACGAGUCGGCCACUGUAUACUACCAGGGAGUGGUGCAGCAGAUCCACCGGCUGCUGCAGAGCAUACAGGACCCAUCCAGGAAGCUCAAGUGGCAGCAGGUACAGCAGCACAUUGCUCGCGAGUACGAGCAGGUGAACGGCAUCACGCACACCCUGAGUCUGUUCCGCGCCGACAGCCACGACAGCAGGCCCAUCGGCACCUCGCUGCGCGCCUCGUCGUUCGAGGAGCCCACGCGAGAUCCGGACGUGUGGCCGCCGCCGCCGCCCCGCGACCCGGACGUCUGGCCGGCGCCCACCACCUCAGAGCACAAGCAGCCGCCGCAGGUGCGACCCGUGCGUGGCCCGAAAAAGGCCGCCGACUCGAAGCCUCCAUCGCGCAACUCGCGCAGCGGCGGUGGCGCCUCCAAGCGGACGGGUGGUGGAACCUCGAAGGCGCGCCGUGAGGACAGCAAGAGCAGCGACCGGCGCGCCAAGGGCGGCAAGGACGACAAGAAGACUGAUGAUAAGGGCUCGGAGAAGGGUGCCGACGGCAAGGAGGCGGGCGCCGAGGGCGGGGCCGAGGACGACGAGGAGAAGCGGUUCGACCCGUCCGGCUACGACCGCGACCUGGUCGAAAUGCUGGAGCGCGACAUCGUGCAGAAGAACCCGGACGUGCGCUGGGACGACAUCGCCGACCUGCACGAGGCCAAGCGGCUGCUGGAGGAGGCCGUCGUGCUGCCCAUGUGGAUGCCGGACUUCUUCAAGGGUAUCCGGCGUCCGUGGAAGGGUGUGUUGAUGGUGGGCCCGCCCGGCACGGGCAAGACCAUGCUGGCCAAGGCGGUGGCCACCGAGUGCGGCACCACCUUCUUCAACGUCUCCUCCUCCACGCUGACCUCCAAGUACCGCGGCGAGUCGGAGAAGCUGGUCCGCCUGCUGUUCGAGAUGGCACGGUUCUACGCCCCGUCCACCAUCUUCGUGGACGAGAUAGACUCGCUGUGCUCGCGGCGAGGCUCUGAGACGGAGCACGAGGCCUCGCGGCGGGUGAAGUCUGAGCUGCUGAUGCAGAUGGACGGCAUCAGCUCGUCGCAGGACGACCCGGGCAAGAUCGUGAUGGUGCUGGCCGCCACCAACUUCCCCUGGGACAUCGACGAGGCGCUGCGUCGUCGCCUGGAGAAGCGCAUCUACAUCCCACUGCCCAACAGUAACGGUCGGGAGGCGCUGCUGCGGAUCAACCUGCGGGAGGUGGAGGCGGACCCGACGCUGGACUUGAAGGUCGUGGCCGAUCAGCUGGACGGAUACUCGGGGGCCGACAUCACCAACGUCUGCAGGGACGCGUCCAUGAUGUCGAUGCGCCGCAAGAUCGCCGGCCUACGUCCGGAGGAGAUCCGCGCCCUGCCCAAGGAGGAGCUUGAGCUGCCCGUCACCGACCACGACUUCAGCGAGGCCAUCGCCCGAUGCAACAAGUCCGUCUCGGCCGCCGACCUCGACAAGUACGAGAGCUGGAUGCGCGAGUUCGGCUCCAGCUAGGAGGCGGGCGCACGCCGCCCUGGCGCUCCGCACACGUCGACGGGUGCGGGGUUGUGGAGCGGCCAACGACGUCUGGCUGACUGAGUCACUGCCCGUAGGCCAGCGGACAGAGAAGACUGACACACGUCUGGGACGUGAGCGGCGUCUGGCUGACUGGGUCGCUGCUCACAGGCCAGCGGGCGGAG
This is a messenger RNA of Pollicipes pollicipes, 1879 nucleotides long. Its product is annotated as katanin p60 ATPase-containing subunit A-like 1. Gene Ontology annotation, molecular function: microtubule binding; microtubule severing ATPase activity; ATP hydrolysis activity. Gene Ontology annotation, biological process: microtubule severing. The transcript is spliced from 11 exons. Gene Ontology annotation, cellular component: microtubule cytoskeleton. The record is from RefSeq and is a predicted model, not a curated record. Bases 123 to 1694 code for a protein of 523 amino acids. NCBI's taxonomy places the organism in Eukaryota, Metazoa, Arthropoda, Thecostraca, Pollicipedomorpha, Pollicipedidae.